GAUUCACUCCGGUCCAGUAGAUGGCUGAAGAGCACCAAGAGUUGUUUUUCUAACCGCCUUAAAACAAGAUGAAAGAAGAGUUGACAGUCUGAGCGUCCAGUUCGAGUGAUGAAUGUCAGUGCGUUAUAAUGACAUCAGUGAAGAUUGAAGUGAAGCAGGAGGAGAUAAAAGAAGAAAACACAACAGAGGAACAACAGAGUGAUGAAGAUGAUGAUGAACAGCAGAUGCUGCAGACACCAAUGAAGAUUGAAGUGAAGCAGGAGGAGAUAAAAGAAGAAAACACAACAGAAGAACAACAGAGUGAUGAAGAUGAUGAUGAACAGCAGAUGCUGCAGACAUCAGUGAAGAUCGAAGUGAAACAGGAGAUAAAAGAAGAAAACACAACAGAGGAACAACAGAGUGAUGAAGAUGAUGAUUUUAUUCCUGCAGGACUGAUGGACAUGAAAAAGGAAAGUCAAGAGCUGAAUGAAGUGGAGGAGAAUCUUCAGUGUCAGAAACAGCAUGAUUUCACAGCUGGAGAAAAAUCUUUGAGUGUCUCAAAGACAAGAGACAAUUUCUCACCUAAAAAGCUUCAAAGAAGAGCGGCCAAAAAUACUUUCACAUGCCAUCAGUGUGGAAAAGAUUUCACAGAUAAAGGAAAACUUAAUGUACACACAAGGAUUCAUACUGGAGAGAAGCCUUUCUCAUGUCAUCACUGUGGAAAGAGUUUUUCUCAAAAAGAAAGUCUUAAUGUGCACAUAAGAGUUCACACUGGAGAGAAACCUUUCUCAUGCGAUCAAUGUGGUAAGAGUUUCACACGUAAAGAUAAUCUUGAUGUACACACAAGAGUUCACACUGGAGAAAAGCCUUUCACGUGCCAUCAAUGUGGUAAGAGUUUCACACGCAAAGAUAAUCUUGAUGUACACACAAGAGUUCACACUGGAGAGAAGCCUUUCACAUGCCAUCAGUGUGGAAAAGGUUUCAUAGAUAAAAGAAACCUUAAUAACCACACAAGGAUUCAUACCGGAGAGAGGCCUUACGCUUGCCAUGAGUGUGGAAAAGGUUUCAUAGAUAAAAGAAAACUUAAUAACCACUCGAGGAUUCAUACCGGAGAGAAGCCUUACAUGUGCCAUCUGUGUGGAAAAUGUUUCAUAGAUAAAAGAAAACGUAAUUUGCACAUAAAAGAUCACACUGCGGAGAAGCCUUUCACAUGCCAUCAGUGUUUUAAGAGUUUCACAAGUAAAGGUAAUCUUGAUUUACACACAAGAGUUCACACUGGAGACAAGCCUAACAUGUGCCUUCAGUGCGGAAAAGGGUUCACAGAUAAAGGAAAACUUAAUGUACACAUUAGGAUUCAUACCGGAGAGAAGCCAUACUCAUGUCAUCACUGUGGAAAGAGUUUUGCUCAUAAAGAAAGUCUUAUUGUGCACAUAAGAGUUCACACUGGAGAGAAACCUUUCUCAUGCCAUCAGUGUGGAAAGUGUUUCGCACGUAAAAAUAAUCUUGAUGUACACACAAGAAUUCACACUGGACAGAGGCCUUACACUUGCCAUCAGUGUGGAAAAGGUUUUGUAGAUAAAACAACUCUUAAUAAGCACACAAGGAUUCAUACUGGAGAGAGACCUUACACUUGCUCUCAGUGUGGAAAAGGUUUCAUAGAUAAAAGAAACCUAAAUAACCACACAACGAUUCAUACCGGAGAGAAGCCUUACACGUGCCAUCUGUGUGGAAAAGGUUUCGUAGAUAAAACAACUCUUAAUAAGCACACAAGGAUUCAUACUGGAGAGAAGCCUUACACUUGCCAUCAGUGUGGAAAAGGUUUUGUAGAUAAAAGAAACUUUAAUAAACACACAACGAUUCAUACUGGAGAGACGCCUUAAGGCCCCAGCACAAUUACAGAGAAGUUUUUCGUUCAGAGGUAAAAAGAAGUUCAAAACUGCUGAGCAACGACAUACUAUUAGCGAACAUUCAGACACUGGCCACGCUGCUGGGGAGGCAUUAAGAGGAACAUUUAAAUACGAGUAUGCUCAAGACUACUUAUAAAACAUCCAGGUGUGUAGAAUAUGCGGGGGACGUGUCCCCCUCACUUUCAGUAAAACCUAAGUUCGUCCCCCGAACUUUUUCACAGGGCAAAUAUGUUUACGUUGUCUGUAUUAUACAUCAAAUGUGUAAAUAUGUAAAUGUAAACGUUCAAAUUUACUGGUCAAUCUCUUAAGAGAUGAGACAACUGCUUAACCACGCACUGAAUGAGCUCAUCAUGUAGCGUCAUUUCCAUGGCAACCACGUCAGUCAUCUUGGCUAGAUCUGCAGCCACCGGUCAUUGGUCACAAACUCAAUGUGGCAAAGUACUUUCCACUCAUGUUUUUACUGUGACGUCAAGCAAUGUAAGUUGUCAUUUGGCAUCUGUUCAUGUUUUGAUGAUCUAUGAUAUUAUUAUGACAUGAUAGCUCGAAUCGGAAAGCGGAAGAAGCUUUCUUUUAAUUAGGCGUACAGUUGGAACUUGCGCCUAUAUGCACAUUUAUUCAUGCUUUUCAUCCAACGCUGGAUCACAGUGGGUGACAUAACUGUGCCUGAGCAUACAUCAUUUGCCCACUUUGACGAGCCACACACGACAAUAGGGGCUGAAAAUUUAAAUUAGCCAUAUAAUUGAAGUAUUAAUGCUGGUUUUGAGAUGGCUUAUAAAAUUUAACGUUAUCCACCCAGGAAAA
Molecule: messenger RNA, 2687 nt
Organism: Myxocyprinus asiaticus (Chinese sucker)
Lineage: Eukaryota; Metazoa; Chordata; Actinopteri; Cypriniformes; Catostomidae
Product: gastrula zinc finger protein XlCGF26.1-like
Exons: 3
Coding region: 129-1859 (576 amino acids)
Biological process (GO): regulation of DNA-templated transcription
Molecular function (GO): RNA polymerase II cis-regulatory region sequence-specific DNA binding; DNA-binding transcription factor activity, RNA polymerase II-specific
Source: RefSeq, a predicted model, not a curated record